Molecule: messenger RNA, 2035 nt
Organism: Microbotryum saponariae
Lineage: Eukaryota; Fungi; Basidiomycota; Microbotryomycetes; Microbotryales; Microbotryaceae
Source: the annotation of a GenBank genome assembly
AUGUCUGGUUCGGGUCCUCAAAGCGGUGGUGCUACUUCUACAGAGCGAACCUCGCUGCUCCAGCCUGCACGGAGCCUAUCGCGGAACGGCUCCGGCGGCACGCCGAACCAUGGAGCAGCUGCUCAAGCAUCCAGCAAUGGCAGCCCACUCUAUUUAGCCGAUCAAAGGCCAAGAGGAGUCGACCUUGCGACCUCGCACAAGGUCUCGAUCCUCGUAGGAACAUUCGUCGCCGUCUUCGUUGGCUCGAUCGACACGACCGUCACCGCCUCAUUGAUCCAGCCGAUCUCGGCCGACUUGCACGCUUCGCAUCAAGCAUCCUGGUUGGGAACGUCGUAUCUCCUCGCAUCUUUAACCUUUACACCCUCCUACGGUCGACUCUGCGACAUUCUCGGGCGUCGUUACGCGAACGCUUCCGCAAUCACCUUGUUCUUGCUCGGGACGUUGGGAUGCGCUUUAGCCCCGAGUAUGCCCUGGUUGAUCGCAGCAAGGUUUUUAGCCGGGUGCGGAGGAGGUGGGAUGACGACGACUAGUGCGGUCAUUACCGCUGAUCUUUUCUCACUCAAGGACCGCGUGCUCAUCGGUGGUGUCUCGAGCGUCGUUUGGGCCGUAAGUCAUCUCCAGCCUUCGGCCGAAGGAAAUCCCUGACCGAGCUGACGGCUGCCCGUUGUUGAUCCCCAUAUCAGUCCGGUUCCGCGUUUGGUGGACCCUUUGGUGGCUUCAUUAGCGAUCUGUACGGAUGGCGAGCUGCGUUCAUCAUUCAGGGCAGGUCUCAGAACCACGCUCCGAGCUCUGGUACCUUGGGCUGCGUCUGACGCUAACCUCUCCUCUCCACGCGAUCUCGAUUUUGUAGUGCCCAUCCUGCUCUGCACUCUGCUUGGAGGCUUGGUGUUCAUCAAGUACUCUGUCGAGGUCGCGGCGUCUCGAUCCACACGCGAGACGCUCUCCCGAAUCGACUUUGGCGGGUGUGCUUCGCUCUUCUUCGCGUUUGCCGGCUUUCUGACGUCUCUCAGUCUGCGUAACAACGAGCUUCUACCUUGGUCGGAUCCCAGAGUGAUCAUCUCGACCGCUCUUACGCCCAUUUUUCUAGCUGUCUUUGUCUACGUCGAGAGCAACCACGCUCGAGAACCGAUCCUCCCUCUUGGGUUCUUGCGUCAGCGGACCCCCUUCUUCGUCUUGGCCGUGACGAUCCUGAUGGCGAUCAGCAAUUUCGCCCUCAUGUACCAUCUUCCAAUCUACUUCCUCGCUGUUGAAUCGACUUCGGCGGGCACGGCAGGUGCUCACCUGUUGCCGACCAGUGCUGCUGCCGCUGUGGGUGGUAUCGCGAGUGGGAUCUUUGUGCAUCGGACUGGCCGGUAUUGGCUCUCGGGUCUGAUUGUUUCGGUCAUAGGAGGUGAGAGUCGAGGCUCUUGAAAAACAAUCUGAUCAGCGACUGACAUGUUGACCUCGUAUCUCCAUGAACAGCUUUGUCAAUCUACUCGACUCUAUCCCUCCGCCCUUCCUCACCGGAGCUCUUCAAAUGGCUCCUCGUCGUCCCCUUCGGUUUCGCGCUUUCGUUCUCCCUCUCCGCGACCUACGCAGCCAUGAUGGCCUUCAUCCCUCCAUCCCAAAUCUCCAUCGUCACCGGCGCGACCUGGUUAUUCAGAUCCUCCGGUCAAAUCAUCGGUGUUGGUGUGUCCUCCGCCGUUUUCCAAGGAUUGCUCGUCACGGCCUUGAGGAAGGAGAUAACGGGACCCGAGGCGGAGGGAUUGAUCAAGGCCAUUCGGGAAGAUUCGACGGUGUUGAAGACGCUGCAACCGGAGUUGGAGAAGGCGGCGAGGAACGCGUUCGCGAUGGCUGUGAAAGGAGCUUUUGGAGUCUCGGUCGUCAGUGUCACGCUUUCGGUUGUCAGCUUUGCUUUUGUGAGUACGGAAAAAGGGUGUCGUCGAGGUACGCGCCGGUGCUGAUGCGUCUGAGUACUAUUUUUAUGAAACAGAUCCCCGUCUUGUCGUUGGAGGAGAAGGAGACCACCGCCUUAGCUGAGGUAGCCGACGCUUAG